This is a messenger RNA of Penicillium taxi, 729 nucleotides long. RefSeq lists its product as uncharacterized. The record is from RefSeq and is a predicted model, not a curated record. The coding region runs from base 1 to 729 and encodes 242 amino acids. The transcript has 2 exons. Gene Ontology annotation, cellular component: mitochondrion. NCBI's taxonomy places the organism in Eukaryota, Fungi, Ascomycota, Eurotiomycetes, Eurotiales, Aspergillaceae.
AUGUCCCUCCGAACACCCCUGGUUUCACGCUGGCUCGCGCAAUCAGCAGAACUCCUACAACAGAGCUCACUCAGAGCUGCAACUCGCCCAUCAUCAGCCACGCCACUCUCCCUCCUCCGCCCACAACUCCUCAAUGGCCAGAUAAGUGCAAGGCAGACUCUCCUAGCGAGCCGGAACUACUCCACACGCCCAGCGCCGUCCAGACCAAGCGCUCAAUUCAAAUUCAACCAGCCUAAGCAACGGCGCUUCAACUCGUCCGGACCAAAGUCAGAAGCCAAGUCAGAAACCAAUGAAGCUGGUGGACUGACUGCGCGGUUGCGCAAAUUGACUCGUGAAUAUGGCUGGGCUGCCCUGGGCGUUUAUCUAACCCUUUCAGCGCUGGAUUUCCCCUUCUGCUUUAUGGCUGUACGAUUGUUGGGCGUUGAGCGCAUUGGUCAUUUUGAGCAUGCUGUGCUUGAGUCUAUAAAGGGGGUUUUCCCUACUUUUUGGCCGAAGAAAGAGCAUGCUGAGGGUGAAAGCGAUAGUUCUGUCACUGCUCCUAAGGAUGGAAACGCUAGUUUGUGGACACAACUUGUAUUGGCCUACGCCAUUCACAAGAGUUUGCUCAUCUUCAUUCGAGUCCCGUUGACGGCUGCUAUAACACCCAAGGUUGUGCAGGUUCUGCGACAGUGGGGAUGGAACAUUGGGAAGCGGACACCCAAGACUACUACUAAACCCAAGAGUGCAUGA